This is a messenger RNA of Ixodes scapularis (black-legged tick), 4599 nucleotides long. It is a transcript of the gene CTCF, whose product is annotated as transcriptional repressor CTCF. NCBI's taxonomy places the organism in Eukaryota, Metazoa, Arthropoda, Arachnida, Ixodida, Ixodidae. Gene Ontology annotation, biological process: epigenetic regulation of gene expression; negative regulation of transcription by RNA polymerase II; positive regulation of DNA-templated transcription. Gene Ontology annotation, molecular function: chromatin insulator sequence binding; DNA-binding transcription factor activity; RNA polymerase II cis-regulatory region sequence-specific DNA binding. Gene Ontology annotation, cellular component: nucleus. Bases 609 to 3281 code for a protein of 890 amino acids. The record is from RefSeq and is a predicted model, not a curated record. The transcript is spliced from 11 exons.
UCGUGUCUUUAUAACUGUGCCUAGGCUAGAACAGCGAUUGUUUUUAUCUGGUCGUGGCAGCCUGCCGGCUUCUAAUUUUUUUUGUCUCCCCCCUCCCCCCCCUCCAUCCCGCGUGAAUCGCGUCUUUUUGCCUUCUCUGCAUGGGAUAAUUGCGCCUCACUUCCGGGAGAUCAUAUUUGACAUGCGCAAAAGGGCAGUUAGCGUCUGCAGAAUGAGCAAAGGGCACACAAAUCGCUUCGAGGCGAAGUUGCCUGCAAGUCGAGGAGUGUUUUGAUCAUGAGUGUGUCGUGUUUUCCCCCACCUCCACCCUCGUACCACUUUCUCGUGAUUGGGUAAUGGGGUGCGUGCCCGCGCUUUGCUGCGUACUGGAUGGGUUGGCCGUCGGCGUGCGCGGCAAAAUGUUGGUCUUUGUUCCUGCUGUUUCGAACGGUCUGUCGUUAGUUUGGAACUGCUGACGUCAAAUGACUGUCGGUGGCGCUUGUGCGGGAUCGUUGCAAGAGCUGAUUGGGCCGAAGCCUACGUGCAGUCCGUUCUAUCUGAUGUUUGCAUGUUUGGCACCCUAAGGGCCUUUUAUCGUAUAGAGACGGUGCUGAAGUGCCUGCGUGGGCAUGGCAGAUCAGGAGACUGAAGUGCAAGAGGAGGAGACUCCCACUGAAGUUGAACCAGCAGCGGAGGGGGACUCUGAAGCCAUCUCGGACAUCCAGAACUACUUGGCCUCUUUCAACAAGGAAAUCCAGGGGGAUGGGGCCAAUGCAGCCACAGCACCAGCCAACGAGGCAUCUAUAGCAGCCACCGAAGCAGAGGGCAGCGAGGGAGAGGCGACAGCCUCCACUGCUGAUGGCACCACCACUUUCUAUGUGACCCAGACGGCCGAUGGCUUCCAGUAUGCCACAUCCAGCCAGUCUCAGUUUGAUGGCACGACGACAUACUACGCCCCGGCCCAAGCCACCUUCUACACCACGGAGGGCGAGCAACAGUCUGAGGGUGCCACCACCGUGGCAGCCUCAGGUCAGCUGGAAACCAUCCAAGGCUACGCGACUACGGCCGACGGCAAGGCAUUUCCGGCCACGACCAGUGCAGGGGAAGGCCUACAGCAGAUUGUCCUGGCUGUGGGCAAGGGCCAAGGCUCGGAAGGACGCGAGAUUGCAGUUACGAUUCCAGACUCUAUAGCGGACCAGGUUCGGCAUGAAAGUACAGAGGAGCUGCUGAAAGCAGUUCAGCAGCAGAACAGAUCAUCAGCAGAGGGCUCACAAGUUGCUGAGCAGCCCACUUUUGUGGCAAUGCAGCCGGGCCCCUCCCAUGAUGGAAACGAUGAGCAACAGGUGAUCCUGAACACCGGCAACUCGUACCAGACCGUGACGAUAGUGCCGUCAGACACCAACCCUGGGGAAGUGAGCUACGUGCUCAUAGUGUCUCAGCCAGAGGACAGCAAAGAGGACGCAAAGGGUGCUGCAGGUGGCGACAUCGACAUGUCGGUGUACGACUUCAACGAGGGAGGGGAGAAGCACAGCGGUGAGGUGGUAGCAGAAGAGGCGGCGGUGGCGGAGGUGGGUGUGCCCGUGACCAAGAUGCGCACCAUCAAGAUCACGCCCAAGAAGAGCCAGACAGUAACGCAGGCCCACAUGUGCAACUACUGCAACUACACGAGCCCCAAGCGCUACCUCCUCUCGCGGCACAUGAAGAGCCACUCGGAAGAGCGCCCGCACAAGUGCUCGGUGUGCGAGCGUGGCUUCAAGACGCUCGCUUCGCUGCAGAACCACGUCAACACGCACACGGGCACCCGGCCGCACCAGUGCAAGGAGUGUGAGGCUGCCUUCACGACGUCGGGGGAGCUGGUGCGGCACGUGCGCUACCGACACACGCACGAGAAGCCGCACCGAUGCACCGAGUGCGACUACGCCUCGGUGGAACUGAGCAAGCUGAAGCGCCACAUGCGGUGCCACACUGGGGAGCGCCCCUACCAGUGUCCCCACUGCACGUACGCCUCGCCCGACACGUACAAGCUCAAGCGCCACCUGCGCAUCCACACGGGCGAGAAGCCAUACGAGUGCGAUGUGUGCCACGCCCGCUUCACCCAGUCCAACAGCCUCAAGGCGCACAAGCUGAUCCACUCGGGCAACAAGCCCAUCUUCCAGUGCGAGCUGUGCCCCACCACGUGUGGCCGCAAGACAGACCUGCGCAUCCACGUCCAGAAGCUGCACACGAGCGACAAGCCGCUCAAGUGCAAGCGCUGCGGGAAGUCCUUCCCCGACCGCUACACUUACAAGGUGCACGUCAAGAGUCACGAGGGAGAGAAGUGCUUCAAGUGUGACUUGUGUCCAUACGCAUCUAUUUCGCAACGUCAUCUGGAGUCUCAUAUGCUGAUCCACACGGACCAGAAGCCCUUCCGCUGCGACGAGUGCGACCAAGCCUUCCGGCAAAAGCAGCUCCUCAAGAGGCAUAAGAACCUCUACCACGACCCCAACUAUGUGCCACCAAUUCCCAAAGAGAAGACCCACGAAUGCCCCGAGUGUUCCAAAGCGUUCCGUCACAAGGGAAACUUGAUUCGUCACUUGGCCAUUCACGAUCCGGAAGCGACGGCGGCUGAGAGGGCAGAAGCCAUGCGCAUUGGCGAGCCAAAGGGUCCUGGCGAAGAGCCCGACGGCGAGGAGGAUGAUUACAUGAUGGAAGAAGACGAAGACGACGAACUGGACGAUCUCGGCAUGGAAGACGGAAUGAUCAACGAGGGUCAGCAGGUGGUAGUCUUUGAAGUGAUCCAGAUCCCGGCAGCAGAUGGCGUCACCAUGGAACAGCACGCAAUACGGCAAAUUACGCCGCAGGAUGCUGUACACAUGACCAGCAACGGAAGUGUUUUGACGGCAACUGGUGCUGAUGGCCAGGAGCUGACCAUCAUCCAACAGGUGCCCCAAGACCAGCAGCAGACAGUGGUCACGGAAGUGGUCAACAAAGGCACAGUUGCACCAUUGAAGAGACCAAGGGGGAGGCCACGGAAGUAUGCCACGAUGGAUGUUACUGUCAGCAACCAAGGCGAGGAGGUAUUGGGGAUGGCGAAGACCGAAAUGGACACCCCACAGCGAGAGGAAGAGAUUGCACGGAGAAGGCUUGAGCAGAAGCAGAAGGACAUGGAAGAGUGCUUCGGAUUCAAUGACGAGGAAGAUGAGACGAUCUUGGCAAUGCCAGCAGCCCCAGGUGUGAAUGGCCCAAGUGAAGAGAAGGUGCAAGAAGAAGAUGGGACAACCACCACAUACAUCUUGAUGCAGGAAAAUGGUGAACCGGUGUAACGGGUUACCAUUUUGGUGGCCCGUUACAAUUGGGAUUCAAACCAACACCUUACACCCCACAUCUCUCCUGACUUGUUUUUCUUGUUUUUAUGUGCAAAAGUGUUCAGUGGUAAAUGAGAAGGGGCCCCUCUUGGUUGCUGACUUCUCAUUUUCAUUUCUUUUUGUUGUAAAACAGAAAAACUAAGAUGUAUGUUUUGAGAUUCGUUUAGACCUGCAGGUUAGAAAACGCCUGGCUAAUAUCUUUUUUUUUGUUUUUUUUGUCGGGGGUGAAGCUGUGAGCUUUUCUUCUGAUGGGUACUGGUUGUACAAACCCCUUGUGCACUUUUGUUUGUACCUAUAAAUAGCAGUAUGUGUGGUUUUCACUGAUUUUUCUUGGGUGCAUGGGGAUAACUCUUACUUUUACAGUGUGAAUGCUUGUUUUUGUGCGAAUUGAAAGAAACUGCAUUUUUGUUUCUCUCGUCUUGUGUGCAGAGGAGUGAUUUUGGGGCUCUGUCAUGUUGUACCUGGCAAGCACUACUAUAGUAUUGGAACAUUUACUUUGUUUUGUUGCCCUACCCUGCUCCUCCUGUCGAGGAAUCAUGUUCAUGCUCAGUUUUGAUGUGUUUUGUUUUUCAUGACCACGCGGUAAUGACUGCUGCACGCACUGUGUGGACAAUAUGUGAUUGAGCGUGUAUUUGUGUGUGUACAUAUUUGCAUCACUACUUGAGCCCAUCUCCAGCACCACAUCUGUGUGUACCCAACAUGGUCCGCCACUUGUAUGCAUCGCUUCCUUCGAUGAAACCCCAACAAAGUUCAUUGGCAUAAUGAAAUUCUGUGUGUGACUCAAUAGGUUUUGAUAGAAAUUCAUAGCAUUGUGGAACAAUGUUUCAAAAGCCAUUGUGGGUCUCCAAGAGGCUGUGACAUCUGAGUUACAGUUCAGAGUGGAAACCACUUACUGAAAUGUACUAUCGCAAACAGUAUGAGGGGGAACGCCAAAGCGCCUUGAUACAUGUUGUGCUUCCUCGAGGCUGAUAAAACACCGUAGUGUGGAGGGGGAGGCUGCGAGGGUGCGCAGAUUGGAGUAAAUGUGCACUCUCAUAGCCUCCCCUCCACUCCACAAUUUUUUCAGCCUCGAGGUAGCACUGCAUGUAUCAAAGGCCACGCACUCUGGCGUUCCCCCCUCAUACUAUUUGCGAUAAUACACAGGGAAUGUCAUGUUCUAUAGACUGUUUCUUGAGCCAUGAAACCGUUGGACCUGACUAAAAAGCGAGGCUGUUGUUAGUAAUAUGCCCUAUUUUAUUAGUUUGGAGUAGAGUUAUAAUAAAAUUGUGCAUGCAAA